UCGGAGCGGGCCGACGCCGAGAUCAACCUGGGCUGCCUGCUGUACCGGCAGGGGCGGCACGAAGAGGCCGGCGGGAAGUUCGCGGGCGCCAUGCAGGUGCUGGGCUACUGCCCGGAGCUGUCCUACAACAUGGCACUCUGCUGCUACGCCACCAAGCAGUACGCCCCUGCCCUCAAGCACAUCUCCGAUAUAAUCGAGCGCGGCAUCCACCAGCACCCCGAGCUCAGCGUGGGCAUGACCACCGAGGGCAUCGACGUGCGCAGCGUGGGCAACACCCUGCUCCUGCACCGCACGGCCCUGGUGGAGGCCUUCAACCUGAAGGCUGCCAUCGAAUACCAGCUGCGCAACCUGAAGGCGGCUCAGGAGGCACUCACUGAUAUGCCGCCGAGGGCCGAGGAGGAGCUGGACCCGGUCACGCUCCACAACCAAGCGCUAAUAAACAUGGACACCCAGCCCACAGAGGGCUUUGAGAAACUGCAGUUUCUUUUGCUGCAGAACCCCUGCCCCCCAGAAACCUUCGGAAACUUGCUGCUUCUCUACUGCAAGCAUCAGUACUAUGACUUGGCAGCUGAUGUGCUGGCAGAGAACGCCCAUCUAACCUACAAACUGCUCACACCUUACUUGUACAACUUCUUGGAUGCCGUUAUUACUUGUCAGACUGCCCCUGACGAGGCUUUCCACAAGCUGGAUGACGCAGCAGGGAUGCUGACCGAGCAGCUGAGGAAACUCACAAAACAAAUACAGGAAGCUAGACAAAACUGGGACGAUGAAGCUGUAAAAAAGGCUGUUAAUGAAUAUGAUGAGACUUUGGAUAAAUAUAUACCCGUCUUGAUGGUCCAGGCUAAAAUUUAUUGGGACAUGAAGAACUACACAAUGGUAGAAAAGAUUUUCCGCAAAUCAGUGGAGUUCUGUAAUGAUCAUGAGGUAUGGAAGCUCAACGUGGCUCACGUACUUUUCAUGCAAGAAAACAAGUACAAAGAGGCUAUUAGCUUCUAUGAGCCAAUAGUUAAAAAGCACUAUGAUAACAUUCUUAACGUUAGUGCCAUUGUGUUAGCUAAUCUCUGUGUUUCCUACAUCCUGACAAGCCAGAACGAAGAUGCAGAGGAGCUGAUGAGGAAGAUUGAGAAGGGGGAAGAGCAACUGUCCUAUGAUGAUCCUGAUAAAAAUAUCUACCAUCUUUGUAUCGUCAAUCUAGUCAUUGGUACUCUUUACUGUGUGAAAGGAAACUACGACUUUGGUAUUUCGAGGGUCAUUAAAAGCCUGGAGCCAUACAACAAAAAACUAAGCACUGAUACAUGGUAUUAUGCCAAAAGAUGUUUCCUGUCCUUGCUAGAGAACAUGUCCAAGCACAUGAUCAUGCUACGUGACAGUGUCAUUCAAGAUUGCGUCCAAUUUCUGAAGCAAUGUGAACUGUAUGGAAGAAACAUCCCAGCCGUCAUUGAGCAGCCCCUCGAGGAGAACAGGAUGCACAGUGGGAAAAAUACCGUUACAUACGAAGCCAGGCAUUUGAGGGCACUGAUGUAUAAAAUUGUGGGAUGGACUGCAUGAACAAUGUUCCGGUACACUAAAAA
This is a messenger RNA of Meleagris gallopavo (turkey), 1571 nucleotides long. RefSeq names its product intraflagellar transport 70B (gene IFT70B). The record is from RefSeq and is a predicted model, not a curated record. Gene Ontology annotation, molecular function: protein binding; intraciliary transport particle B binding. Lineage: Eukaryota; Metazoa; Chordata; Aves; Galliformes; Phasianidae. Gene Ontology annotation, biological process: intraciliary transport. Gene Ontology annotation, cellular component: axonemal microtubule; intraciliary transport particle B.